This is a messenger RNA of Paralichthys olivaceus (Japanese flounder), 626 nucleotides long. The record is from RefSeq and is a predicted model, not a curated record. NCBI's taxonomy places the organism in Eukaryota, Metazoa, Chordata, Actinopteri, Pleuronectiformes, Paralichthyidae.
AAGAGGAGGAGAAGAGGAGAAGAAGAGGAGGAGAAGAGGAAGAAGAGGAGAAACAUGGAGCCACAGACACUGAAUUAAUCCUGUGAAACUGAUUGAAUAUGAUUUUAUAAAUCACUCAGCGGCGGAGACGGUUUGUUGAAGCUUCAUUUAAAAUGUCAGUGAACACUUCCUGUGAGGAGACGAGUGUGUUCAGGCUCCUCGCGGGUCGCGUGGUGAAGAGGCCGAGGCAGGAGGAUGGUCAGCGGCUGCAGGAAGCAGCGAUUCAGCUGCUGGAGCAGCAGCAGAACCUGAGCCGUCUCCUCAGGGAGGUGUCUGAUCACGAUCGGUGCCGUCAGACUGGAGACCAGAGACCUGCAGCUGGAGGCAUCACAGGGUCUCUGCUGGAGCGUGAGCUGAGGCGUCGGGCCACGGAGCUGGGCGUCCCGGUGGCCGUGCUGUCGGUGAAGUUGAUACUGGAGAGACUGACGGAGAUCACCGCAACUGAAGGAGACGAGGACGAGAGGCGAGAGCUGCUCACUUCCUCUCAGAGAGUCCAACUGUGUGUCCUGCUGGAGUCCAGCAGAGAACUGGUGUCACAGGGAGCCCUCUGCCCUAAACUGCUUUGGCAGGAGUACAGGAGGGAUCAG